GUUCACAUCAACCAUGGCUGUUAACAUCCCAGGAGUGAUAGUGAUGGUGUUUUUCUACCUGCUGGUCCUUGGGACCGGCAUCUGGGCUUCUUUCAAGUCCAAAAGGGAGCAGAAGAAAAGUGGAGCCACUGGAAUGGAGAUGACCCUGCUGGGAAACCGGAGCAUUAGCUUGGUGGUGGGGAUCUUUACAAUGACAGCUACAUGGAUUGGAGGGGGCUUCAUUGUUGGAACAGCAGAAAUGGUCUACACACCCUCUAUGGGACUUACCUGGGCAAUCAUGAUGAUGAUGGCGUACAGCUCAUCUUUUAUUAUUGCUGGCUUGGUGUUUGCAAAGCCACUAAGAGAAAGAAAGUGUGUUACGAUGCUGGACCCUUUCCUUGCCAAGUAUGGAAAAGGACUAUCAGCUGGACUGUCCAUGGCUGCUGUUUUUAUGGAUCUACUGUGGGUGCCCACAAUACUAAUUGGUUUAGGAGGAACCAUGAGUGUGGUCCUGGAUUUGUCCUACGCUGUCUGCAUCUGGAUCUCUGCUGCCAUCGCAAUUACCUACACACUGCUGGGAGGCCUCUACUCCGUGGCCUACACAGAUAUUAUACAGCUUGUCCUCAUAUUUGUCAGCUUGUGGGUCUGUGUUUCUUUUGUUCUGAUGAACCCAAACACCCUGGACAUUGGUCAGACACUGAUGAACAACACCUUACAUGCUCCCUGGAUUGGUGCACUGGGACUGAAAAAGACCUGGAUAAUGAUUGAUAACUUCUUAUUCUUUGCUUUAGGGAGUAUGGGAUAUCAUUGCUUCCACCAGAGGACCUUGUCUGCUUCGUCCACAUCCACAGCCAAGAUCACUUGCUUUGCCGCUGCUUUCAUUUUACUUGUAUUUGGAAUCCCUCCUAUACUGCUUGGAGCAGCUGCUGCAUCCACAGACUGGAAUCUGACCUCCUACGGUUCUCCAUCUCCAUAUGAACGUGGGGAAUCGACUUUAAUUCUGCCCAUCACCCUGCAGCACCUCACCCCAUCUUUCAUCUCCAUUGUCGGUAUCGGAUGUGUGGCUGCUGCUGCGAUGUCAUCUGCUGACUCUGCACUGCUUUCUGCAUCUUCUGUGUUCACGUCCAACAUAUACAAAACUAUCCUGAGGCCUCAGGCAUCAGACAGAGAGAGUCAGUGGGUGAUCCGUGCUUCUGUGUUGGUAGUGGGCUUGGUCGGGACAUCACUUACCAGCCUGAAAAACAGCAUCCUGUUGUUCUGGUUCAUUUCUGCUGAAGUGGCCUACAUUGUGAUCUUCCCUCAACUUGUCUGCGUCCUCUUCUUCAACAUCUCCAAUGGUUACGGAGCCAUUAUGGGAUGCCUAGUAGGAUGUUUGUUAAGACUUCUCAGUGGAGAGCCAUCAUUAGGGUUAGCACCAGUCAUACACUUCCCAGGAUGCACUCUUGAGGAUGGUGUUUAUGUCCAGUACUCUCCAGUUAAGACCAUUUCCAUGCUGUCUGCAAUUGCUGCCAUCUUGUUGUUCUCCUACCUGGUUUCUGUGCUUUUCAACAAAGGACUGCUUCCUGAGAGGUGGGAUGUGUUCAAAGUUAAAGUCCAGCACUCACCACAACCACUGACACCAAGAGACGCCACCACAGAACAUAAUGAGAGGGAGAAACUGAAUAGAAACAACUCUCAGACCGAGGCAUCAGAGCCAACGAUGAGCACAAGCUGUUAG
Messenger RNA from Plectropomus leopardus (leopard coralgrouper), 1696 nucleotides. The record is from RefSeq and is a predicted model, not a curated record. Lineage: Eukaryota; Metazoa; Chordata; Actinopteri; Perciformes; Serranidae.